AUGUCGCUGGGCUUCAUUGUGGGCCCGGCAGCGGGCGGCCUCCUCUCGGCGCGUGUGGGCCAGAUGGCGCCUGCGCUGGUGGCCGCUUUGCUCUACCUCGUCGACUUCGUCAUCGUCUUCUUCUUCGUCGACGAGCAGCGACAGCAGCACCACCCGCCAGCGCCGACUCCUCCAUCACUACCAACACGCGACGAAAAGAGCGAGCGCGUCAAGGAGAGCAACAACGACCGCACAAGCGACGAUGAAGGCGGUCAAGAAGACACGAUCGUGAAGGAGGACACCAAGGCCACCACCGGCGUGGUGCGCCAGCUGAAGCUCGUCUGGGAAGUGUUCGCCAGACCCAAGGUGGGCCGUCUGCUGCUGAUCAAGUUCAUGAUCCACCUGGCCAUGGCCAUGGGCCGAGCCAACUUCGGACUCUUUAUGCUCGAGCGAUUCGGCCUAGGUCCUGAGAUCGGGCUGGCCAUGGGCGUGGCCGGCAGCGUCAACAGCAUCGGCGACAUCGUGGCGCCCCUGCUCGCCGGCGUGCUGUUCAACUUCGUGGGCCUCGGCGGACCCCGGGUCAUCUCGUCCCUGCUCAUCUUCAUCGCCUUCUCCCUCUUCGUCACUCUUGAAAUCCUCAACGUUGCCAUCUUCGCCAACGAUAGAUGA
Acanthamoeba castellanii str. Neff is the source of this 648-nucleotide messenger RNA. RefSeq lists its product as uncharacterized. The transcript has 3 exons. Gene Ontology annotation, biological process: transmembrane transport. Bases 1 to 648 code for a protein of 215 amino acids. The record is from RefSeq and is a predicted model, not a curated record. NCBI's taxonomy places the organism in Eukaryota, Discosea, Longamoebia, Acanthamoebidae. Gene Ontology annotation, molecular function: transmembrane transporter activity.